Messenger RNA from Odontomachus brunneus, 5980 nucleotides. RefSeq lists its product as uncharacterized. NCBI's taxonomy places the organism in Eukaryota, Metazoa, Arthropoda, Insecta, Hymenoptera, Formicidae. The coding region runs from base 521 to 3148 and encodes 875 amino acids. The transcript has 4 exons. Gene Ontology annotation, cellular component: nucleoplasm; ribonucleoprotein complex. Gene Ontology annotation, molecular function: RNA binding. The record is from RefSeq and is a predicted model, not a curated record. Gene Ontology annotation, biological process: regulation of RNA splicing.
UUCAUAGUCGAUGGUUCGCAAAGUCUACGGGGCCUACUCGACUGAAGACACGGCGACGACAGCGUUCUCGAGCGAGCUUCACGCAACAGGAGAGAGCACUCGGAAAGCGUCGAGACCCAAGUUCGAUAGCUUAUCGCGUCAGAAAUUGUUUGCGCCGUCCGUAGUCAGCGUCUGCAUCAUGAAAUACUUCGCUUCUGCGUAGUAAUUUCGGGUUUUAGACUGCUCAGUGUGUGUUAGGUGCCAAGAACAGAUCCAGCUUCUUCGAUGGAUUUUGCACAAUAACACGGUGCAGUUGACUACUUCUUUCCACUUCUUCAUUUCGUUGUUCCACACUGAUGAAUGGUUUGCUGCUCGGUCGUCUUUGUUCUCAUCACAACUCUUAGCUUUCGUCGUACGUUUUAGCUGAGACAAAGAAAGACAGAGAGAGAGUGAAAGAGAGAAAGCGCGAAGAAGAAAGAAGUUUCUGAAGUUUCUGAAGUUUCUAAAGUCUGAAGAUACACGCAUCGCAUAAAGCGCGAAAAUGAGUGUCAUAAUCAGACUGCAAAACCUGGCAUGGUCCGCCAACGCAUUGGACAUACGCCAGUUCUUCAGAGGAUUGAGCAUUCCAGAGGGAGGAGUUCACAUCGUCGGCGGCGAGCUGGGAGAUGCGUUCAUUGCAUUCAGUACCGACGAGGAUGCCCGGCAGGCGAUGAUGCACGACGGCGGCAAGAUCAAGGAGAUGAAGAUCAAGCUGUUGCUGAGCUCGCGCACAGAGAUGCAGAAGGUUAUCGAGGCUGCGCGACAACAGACGUUGAAUCUGCAGAGCUUCAUGCAGGCACCGGUGGCGGUACCGCCGGUGGUCCAGACGAAGCCGGGCUCGCCGAACGAGAGACGGGACAAGGAGAGCGAGAACGAGGUCAACAAGGAGCGGAAGGAGCGACGCGACAGGUCGAGAUCGCGAGACAGAUCGCGGUCGCGCGAUCGCGACAGGGACAGAGAUCGGCGCGAUCGCGAUCGAGGAAGGGACCGACGACGGCGAGACCGCAGCAGAUCUCGGGACCGGGAGCGCGACAGGAGGGACCGACGGCGUCGACGCGAUCGCUCCAGGUCACGAGAUCGCACGAGGUCGCGCGACCGCGACUCGAAGAGGAACUCCACGGGUGAUCGGCGCAAGGAAGCCAGUGAGGACGACAACAACGACGUCGUAUGCGUCGGCCAGUUUCACAAAGACAAGCCGGCGGCUGGCGCGAAGAAGCCGCUCGAAAAUGGUAUCUGGGAGGUGCCGCCGCAAACGCAGAUGCAGGCUGCUCUGUUGGCGCCGGGUAUCCUCGGGGCUGGGGUCGCGGCUCUGUCUCAGGACUCGGAACAGCGAUCUAUAGGCUUCGGCACGCCGGUGAUCGGCCAACAGCCGAUGCUGCAGUCGGGCCAGUUUUCCAUCAACGGCCUCAACGGCGUGAGCAACCUGAUGCAGCCGCACGUACAGACUCUGGGACACACAGUGGGUAUAACGCCACUGUCGCAGAACUUGAACAGCGGUAGCCUGGGCACCCUGACGCGUCCCAAGGAGCCUUGGAGCCAGGGCGAGCAAAGCAGACUAGAUCAGACGCGAUUUCCCGGAAGGUCGAAUCAGUUCAACAGCCAGGAGUACAACGCCAACGGCAACUAUCGCGGGGUCAGGCCGAAUAAUCCUUUCAUAAACAAGGUGCAAGAGCUCGAGGGCCGUCGAAACCCGCACGCAUUCCAGUCCGGCUCCCCCGGCUACGGAAACUUCGAGAACGAGCGCCAAACGUCCGGCAGGAAGUCCGGCAACUCGAGAUUCUCCGACAACAAGAGCAGCAGCGGCAACGGCCACUGCGUCGAGGUGCGCAACAUGCCGUUGAACGCGACCUACGCGGAUCUGCGCCACGCUUUCCAAGGUAUCUACAUCCGUAAGGACGGCAUGAAGAUCAUCAAUGACAAUCACGGCAACCGAGUGGGCAUCGCGUAUGUAAAGUUUGGCAAAGCUGAGGGCAAGGAACUCGCGCUCAGCACGACGAGAUACGUACGAGGCUCCGAGAUAGAGGUGCUGCACCUCGAUGAGAGCAUCUUCGAUAAGACCGCGAAUUCCUACUCACCCGAUAAGGAGAGGCCGGAAGACAGUUCCGAGGGCGACAUCAGAAACUCCACCUGCAUCCUGCUGACCGACCUGCCUUCCUUCACCAAGGAGAUGGACAUAGCCAAGCUGUUCCACGAGUGGAAGAUCAACGAUCUCUUCAUCACCAAUACCAAGGAGGGUAGCACCACUCAGUACAUAGCUUACGUGCAAUUCGCGCGGCUGGAGGACGCCAAAUCGUCGCUCACCGCGUCACUCAAGAUAGGCAACAAGCAGGUGACCGCGACCGCCAUUAGCGAGGACACGUUCUCGCAGGCGAAGCGCGAACACGAGCAAGCGAGCAUGAACCAGCCCGCGUCGUCGGACUGCAUUAUCAUGCGCGGCCUGCCGUUCCAGACGAUCGACCGCGAUAUUUUGGACUUCUUCUCGGACAUCGGCAUCGUGCCGCAUCGUAUUCACAUGAUGCUCAAUCAGAACGGCAAGCCGGCUGGCGAAUGCUUCUGUGAGUUCGACACGGCUGACGAAGCGCUGCGCGCCACUGCCAAGAACGGUCUGCCAUUCGGCAAGAACGUACCCACCAUCGAGCUGAUGCCGCGCGCCAAAAUGCUUGAGACCCUCGGCAUGGUGGAUCCCCAGCAAAUGAUGGAGGCGCAGCAGCAGCACUUCCCACCGAUCCAGGAGCAGAGGCCGCGCUUCGCCGGCCCUAUGGGCCAUCUGCCGCCGCGUUUCGGCAACUCCGGCUUCGGGCCCAGGUGUCCACCCGGGAUGAUGGGCAUGCCGCGGCACAUGAUGGGCCGCCAUCCGCCCGCCAUGGACUACGUCGAGGGCUUCGGCAAACCCGGCUGCGUGCUCUCGUUGGAGAACGUGCCGUUCAAAGCGGACAUCAACGAGAUCAUCGACUUCUUCGGCGACUUCGACGUGAAGCGGGAAAACGUGAUUCGCCGGUACAACGAGAGAGGUAUGCCCACGGGUGACGCACGGGUGGCUUUCUCGUCUCCGAGUGAGGCGCAACGGGCUCUGCGAGAGCUCAAGCACUGCAAGAUGAGGGAACGCACGAUAUACAUGAAGCUAGCGUGAGUCUUGCCGCUCAGUCAGGUGAACCGUUGUAUCGAUGGACUCCUAAGAGGACUCGGUUGAGCUCCGGAUGAGUCAUUGUGUUCGCACGGCUAAAGUCCUGUCGAAUGUGUCGCCGAGGAUAAGGUGUGCUUCCUGAGAACCAGAAUCCAGUCAUCCUCGCCAGCACUUGCGAACAGAGCGCACAGUAGAAACACCGUGCGAUGCUGACCGUCUUUUUCGUGUACGGAAGACAGUAUUUUCUCAUUAGAAAUCUCCCUUGCGACAUGAAAUUUCGCAAAUCUUUGCGUCCCCUUGUGAGAUACUCUUCUACUGGCGUGUACAUAGAACGUAGAUUUUUUAAGAUGUUUAACACAGAGAUGAGCACCGUGGUAUCGCUCGGAUUUCUUCUGUGGUCGAAGAAAUCCGACACUCUUGACGUUGGGAAAACUAUGUACGUGCGGCAUUCGCAAUGACAAAUGGAGAAUUAUUCGUCGUUGAAAAUGUUUCUCGCACGACAACAGAGAUGUUCGCGCUCUAUAUUCAUAAGUAGAAUACGUUAAUUGACGCCCGAGAUCGAAUGGGCGAACCGCAAUAUUACUGAUAUCGCCGAGAUCUCGUUACUUUGUUGUCAAACGGGACAAUUCACGAAACUUUUGCGAUGGAACCUCUCUUGAUGAACUCGAUGAUCGAAGGGAGACUUGAACAGGAUUGGGUGAUUCUCUCUGUUUAAAGUGAUGGAUACAAAACCCAAUAACAUUAUACAAGGUUCAGUCUGAAUUUCAAGUUAAAUGUGAAUUUUAACUCAAUGUGAAUCAAUGAGAUGAUAAUCGACUUACAUUGAAAUUCAAACUGAACGUAAUGCAAUCUUACAGUUUUGUAUCGAUCAUUUUGAGCAGAGUUACGAUUAUUUCGGCUAAUAGAGUGAAACACCCAAUUAUCGACAUCCAUUAAUCUUGGUCAUUGAAGCUCUAGAAAAAGAACUAGAUGUUUUAUGCGACCAACAUUGCAGUUGAAUUUUUUGCCUCUGCACUCAAUGAUUCCAGAAGAAAACUUCGCAACUAAAACUAUAAACAAUCAUCAUUGAUCGUAAGGAAAACCUAGGCUCUUUCAGGGGCGGUUUUUCAAUGAUAGUUUAAACUUAGAUUUCAAGUUAAACUCUGUUUAAAUAAAACAAAUGCAAAUAAACUGCUAUUGAAAAACCGGCUCUCAGAGUGUCAAUGACUGAAGGAGAUCAAUGAUUUGGUGUUAAUGAUUGAGCGUUUUUUUGCCCUAUUCGAAGUUACACGGCAUCCUCUUUGGAAUCUAUUACUGUUAAGAAUUUGUUCGAUGAGGGACUGGGACGGCCACGACAUAAUUAUUUUUUUGAUUACAACCACGAUGUUGUAUUCACGACGACGAAUGCGAUUACACGAUUUAUACCACAUGUUGUCCGAAUAAAUUAUAUAUAUAUAUAUAUAUAUAAUUUAUACAUUAUAUUACAUUAUAUGUGUAUACAUAUCUGACACACGUCUUUUACACAAGUCUUCUACAAUACUCGUUAUGUUUUCACGCAAAAUAACAAUGUAUAAUGUAAUAUAACACAAGUGUCAUCGCAUUUGGAGAAAUGUCGUUAGAUUCUUCCCGUUAUCAUCGUCUCCACCGCCUGUGUGUUAGUCGGCAUUAUGAGUUUGACGAUGUUUAUCUGAAUCAUAUUCCAAUACACAGCUACACGCUAUUCUAAUCGUCUCUUUACUGCCGAUACCCUAAAAUUCAUCGAAAUAAUUUCUGAAUACUUAUCUGAUUAAGUAUUUGCUGCAUCAACUGACUGCGUCAACAAUUCUACGUUAUAGCCAAUUUACAUUAGAGAAGUCAGGAAGUAGUAACUAGCGUUAAAAUUUUUUUGUGUACCGGUAACUUUGAAGAGUCGUCCGUUAUUGAAUAAUUGCGUUACUCUCUCAGCGACGAUGUACCGUCGACAAUAGGCUCGAUGUUGCGUUUAUUUUGCGAGCACUUGAGAGUGUAGACAAAGAUACAAGAUCAUUCCCACUUUCUGACGCGUAAGGUAAAAUAAUCAGUUGCACUCGUUUGAUUACACCGAAUCGUUGACACUUCAACGAUUGCCUUAGAUCGAGCAUGUUGUGAUACGUGCUUAUGAACAUUGCAAUACCAAAUAAUAUCUCGAUUACGGAAACAGCGCGAAAGCAGAGUACAAAGUUAGCGAUUUAGGCGAUUGGGUUUGCUUUGCGUUUACUGUAACGAUACCAGAACGAGCGUAAUAAUAAUGAUACCAAUCUGGGAUAAGAGACCCGACGAAGGACCCGCAGUCACUUUUCUUAUGCGUGCGAACGAGAGUAUAAUUGUUACAUGUACUAUAAGAUUGUAUGCGCAGGGUACACCGUAAUCGUGCUCACGAUUUUCGGAGCACUAGCAAUAAUACGAUAAAAGAAGAAUUGCAAGCCAAGCUUGGUGUCAAUCUUGAGCAACGGAUAUAUAAUACGUGAUAAGUUGUAAUUACGGAAGGGAGAAUGUUCCUCAGUCUUCAAGAUGUCUUCCUCAGUGAAGACAUUUUUUUGCAAAUAAAACCUGUGCUCAAGUGAUAACGCUUGAUUGCAAUUUGUUCUCGUUUUUUCACCGCAAGUGCCCCAAAAGUCGCGCGAUCAUUACGACGGGUAUCCUGAGAAAUUAUGCGACACAUAAUUUCAUGCAACGGCAUAUGCGUCUAUCCCGUAUGACUGAAUGUAAAGUAAUUUUUAAGAAAAAAAAAAAGGAAAUUUUACCAAUAAAUCUAAAGCACAUUACACGGACACUUAUCAUUAAUGUUACGUUACAAUAACGAGCACUUAAAGACUUCAAUAAAUUUGUAUUUAAAUCUGA